Molecule: messenger RNA, 2773 nt
Organism: Chelonus insularis
Lineage: Eukaryota; Metazoa; Arthropoda; Insecta; Hymenoptera; Braconidae
Gene: Ir8a
Product: Ionotropic receptor 8a
Exons: 15
Coding region: 32-2749 (905 amino acids)
Biological process (GO): monoatomic ion transport; synaptic transmission, glutamatergic; modulation of chemical synaptic transmission
Cellular component (GO): postsynaptic density membrane; plasma membrane
Molecular function (GO): glutamate receptor activity; transmitter-gated monoatomic ion channel activity involved in regulation of postsynaptic membrane potential
Source: RefSeq, a predicted model, not a curated record
UUGCACUAGUUUAUUCUUUAAUAUUAGCACAAUGUGCAUCAACAGAAUUUUUUGGCUACCUUUUUUAACUAUUUAUUUUUUUUACUCUAUUAAUGCACAAACGUCUGUCAUUCUAUUGGUUGUAAUUGAAAAUAGCGAAAGGGAAGUUCUGAAUGUGUUGACAGAAUCACUUUCGGUAGCUGAAAAAGCUGCUGGAGGAAAUGAUGUGAUCAAAGUAGAUCUUAAGCAAGUGGAACUUGACCGAGACAAUGUAAAUGAAACUUUAAGUGAAGUUUGUUCAAUUCUUGCUAAUGGUGUGACUGUAACUCUUGAUAUGACAUACACUGGAUGGGACAAGCUUCGCGAAUAUACUUUAAAUAAUUCCAUAAAUUAUAUAAAACUUGGUGCUGGUAUAAUACCGUAUAUUCAAGUUACCGGUGAUUUUUUAGUAAAAAAAAAUGCGACUGAUGUGGCUUUGAUAUUUGAGUCUGAAAGAGAACUCAAUGCAGCUUUAUAUUACCUCAUUGGGAUUCCAACAUUCAGAUUAGUUGUGAUUGAUGAUUUAUCUCCAGAAUCCAUUGGUAAAAUACGUGCCAUGAGACCUUCGCCAUCGUAUUAUGCAUUAUAUGCGUCAACUGAAAGCAUGGAGAGACUUUUCAAAAUUGCAGUGCAAGGAGGCAUAGUUACAAGGAAUGGUAUUUGGAAUUUAGUAUUCACAGAUAUGAAUUACAACAAAUUUUCGUAUAUAAAAGACCCUAGUUCAUUAAAUGUUAGUAUAAAUGUAAUAACAAUGAACCAAAGAGUUUGCUGUAAGUUAUUGGGGCUCACAACUACUUGUGACUGUCCUUCAGAUUUUCAGGUUCAUCACACAUACCUUGAACAGUUUAUGAUAUUGUUGGUAAAAGUUUUAAAAAAAAUGGAUACUGAAAAUGAUGGCGUAAAAUUAGAGCCAAAAACAAGCCAAUGUAUUAGCGUUUCUAAUAAUGCAGAUGAUGAUCCAAUAAUAAAAAGCUUCAAAAAUACCAUUAAUGCAACUGCUGCAAUGGAACCAAAUAUAUUAAAAUAUGUACCAUCAACGAAUUUGAUGUCUUAUCAAGCUCAUUUUGAUGUUGAACUUAUGGAAAAAAGUGGAUUAGAAAAAUUAGCAAAUUGGACAACUUCCAGUGAUCUUGCAAUUGCUCCAGGAAAAAUAAUCACACCAGAAAGACGCUUUUUCCGCGUAGGAACAGCUUACGCAUUACCAUGGUCAACUAUAAAAAAAGACCCAGUAACUGGUGAACUUAUGAAAGAUGAUCAAGGCAAAUACAUUUGGGAAGGAUAUUGCAUUGAUUUUAUUAAAAAACUUGCUGAGUCAAUGAAAUUUGAUUAUGAACUCGUGAUUCCUGAAGACAAUAGUUUUGGUUCAAAAACACCUGAUGGAAAAUGGAACGGACUCGUUGGAGAUUUGGUCCGAGGACAAACCGAUAUUGUCAUUGCAUCGCUGACUAUGACCUCAGAACGUGAAGAAGUUAUCGACUUUGUGGCACCUUAUUAUGAACAAUCCGGUAUAAUAAUAGUAAUGAGAAAACCGGUGAGAAAGACAUCACUUUUCAAAUUUAUGACGGUUCUAAAACUUGAAGUCUGGCUUAGCAUUGUUGGUGCUUUGACCUUGACAGCAAUAAUGAUUUGGAUUCUAGAUAAAUAUUCACCAUACAGCUCGAGAAAUAACAAACGAAGUUAUCCUUAUCCUUGCAGGGAAUUCACAUUGAAAGAAAGUUUUUGGUUUGCAUUAACUUCUUUUACUCCUCAAGGUGGUGGAGAAGCUCCAAAAGCUCUGUCAAGUCGAACAUUAGUAGCAGCUUAUUGGCUUUUUGUUGUUUUGAUGCUUGCUACGUUCACAGCUAAUUUAGCAGCUUUUCUAACGGUUGAAAGGAUGCAGGCUCAAGUUCAGUCACUUGAACAAUUGGCUAGACAAUCAAAAAUAAAUUAUACUGUUGUUGCUAAUUCUAGCACUUAUCAGUAUUUUCUAAAUAUGAGAAACGCUGAAGAUAAAUUAUACAAAGUAUGGAAAGAAAUAACACUAAAUAGUACAAGUGAUCAAGUGGAAUAUAGAGUAUGGGAUUAUCCAAUUAAAGAACAGUAUGGUCAUAUUUUACAAACAAUUAAUAGCGUUGGUCCAGUAAAUAGUACAGCUGAAGGCUUUAGAAAGGUACUCGAAAGCGAAAAUGCAGAAUUUGCAUUUAUCCAUGAUUCAGCUGAAAUAAAAUAUGAAGUUACGAGAGAUUGUAAUCUUACUGAAAUAGGCGAAGUGUUCGCUGAACAACCUUAUGCUGUUGCUGUUCAACAAGGCAGUCAUUUACAAGAAGAAAUAAGCCGAACGAUUUUAGAUCUUCAAAAAAACCGAUUUUUUGAAACACUUUCGGGAAAAUAUUGGAAUUCGUCACUGAAAGGGAAAUGUUCAGCUGUUGAUGAAAGUGAAGGAAUAACUUUAGAAAGUUUAGGCGGUGUAUUUAUUGCAACAUUAUUCGGAUUGGUGAUAGCAAUGUUGACUUUAGCUGGGGAAGUUUUAUAUCACCGCCGAAAAGAUGCAGUUCAAGAUAUAAAAGGACAAAAUUCGGGUCAUUCAGAAACUCGAAGUAAUUCUAAGAAAUUUGAAGCAAUGCUCUCCAAAGAGAAAUUACGCCAAUUGAAACCUGCACCAACUGUAGCUUUUAUUGGACGUCAGCGGUCAUUGAAACCUCGCAUCUCUCAUAUCCCAGUGUAUCCACAAGGAUUACCUUUCAAGGAUUAAACAUAUUUUGAUUAGUUGGACAGU